Ectocarpus siliculosus is the source of this 1080-nucleotide messenger RNA. The record is from the annotation of a GenBank genome assembly. Lineage: Eukaryota; Phaeophyceae; Ectocarpales; Ectocarpaceae.
GAAAGAAAGCCCCAGCCCACUGCAGCUACGCCUUCUUCUCUACUUCCCUCUGCGAGUUUAUUGCGCGGGCUGCUGGUUCUGCUGUCGGUGUCCGUCUGCUGCUCAUCAUCAUCAUCAUCAUCUUGUGACUUGCGGAUCGACAGCGGCCGUGGCAUUGCUGGGGUCGCUGGAGGUGCGCUCUGUUCCCAAGGGCACUGCCUCCCGCAGGCGCGCGCCGGGCGGACCAUGAGUGGGCGCGACGAAGAAGAAGUGCAAGCCGUCCCCACGGCCACGGCCAGCUCCAACGCCGACGCCACCGAAGACGAGGUGCCGCGUCCGGCAUCACGUACUACUGUACCCAGCGGGGGGAUCAUUGUCCGCGAUUCUGUCAAGCCAUCUCGAGGCGCCACCCCCCCCGUCCAGGGGAACAGAGCAAAACGCCUCCGGCAUGCUCCCCUUGCGGACGCCGCGUUGCCGACCGCGGCAGCAGAGACCAACGGUGGGCGGGCGGGGAUACCGGCUGGUAAGGAGGCGGAGGAGGGAGGGGGCGGUGCGGCGGGAGGCGUCGCCGGCGGCGGCGGCGGCGGCGGCGGCGGCCGGACGCAGAAGAGGACUGAUUACCUGGUGUGGGAUGACUACUUCAUGUCGGUCGCGUUUCUCAGCGCGAUGCGGUCGAAGGAUCCGUCUACCCAGGUCGGAGCUUGUAUCGUAAACGAAGACAAGCGCAUCGUGGGCAUCGGGUACAACGGGUUCCCGAUGGGAUGCAGCGACGACGAUCUGCCGUGGGCGCGCCAGGCGGACGACGAGCUGGACACCAAGUACCCGUACGUCUGCCACGCGGAGAUGAACGCGAUUCUCAACAAGAACAGCGCUGACGUCAAAGGGUGCCUGAUAUACGUGGCCCUGUUCCCGUGCAACGAGUGCGCCAAGCUCAUCAUCCAGAGCGGCAUCCGAGAGGUGGUGUACCUCUCCGAUAAGUACCGCGAGACCAACAGCAUGAAGGCGUCGCGAAGGCUCUUCGAUCUUUCGGGCGUGAAAUGCCGGCAACACAUCCCCAAGCAGGACAAGAUCACCAUCGACUUCUCGUCCACCCGCAGAUAG